AUGAGUUCUGCUACACCCGACUACUCCAUACUCGAUACUGGCGUCCUCCUCCUUAGCUUGGGUUGUUCAGGUGUGGUCGGUCUCGUGGCGGUUGUUUUGGGAUACUGGGUGGCGAGAAACCGCGCUCGACGGCGGAAACAGAAUGACCAUGAAACGGUUAUGCGCAGCAACCGUGACUGGAGUCGGACCUCGAAUAUGUCUCCCAUUCCGGAUACACUGACGUCGUCUACGCGCACGUUGGUAGAAGAUGAAGUUUACCUCUCAGAUGCUGAAUUACGAAGGAGAAUAGAGCUCCUAGAGGCACGUGGCACUUCGGUCACUACCGAAGGGGAAACAGAUGGCCGAGACCAGCCAUCGGACAAAGAACGAUCCUGGAGUGCUGCUUCCAGGCUGAUAGCACUCCUGACGGACCUCAAGAAAAAGGUCACGCGAUCAGGCCCUGAUGUCCGCCUGGGUACUGGUACAGACCUCGAGUUGUCUACAGUCGAGAUUCGGUCAGCUCGGUCAGCUCGAUCCCAUGGCACUUCUUCAUUAUUGGAUACGAGCAGGACGCAAGAUAUUGGCAGCAUAGAGGAUGAGGCGGACUUCCUUUCUGUGUCGGACACUCGUCCCCACAGCCCGAAACCGAACGGGGCUGCAUCGCCAUGCUUCAAAUCUGGGGAGGCGCUAAGGAGUUCAGAGGACUUGGGUUCUUUCAGUUUGGUCGCGUUCAGGAGAGAUUUGCAAUUAGGAUCCGUUGGAGAAGACAGGGGAAAUACUUCUUCGCAAGGUGCUUGA
This is a messenger RNA of Exophiala dermatitidis NIH/UT8656, 777 nucleotides long. RefSeq lists its product as uncharacterized. The transcript has a single exon. Bases 1 to 777 code for a protein of 258 amino acids. The record is from RefSeq and is a predicted model, not a curated record. NCBI's taxonomy places the organism in Eukaryota, Fungi, Ascomycota, Eurotiomycetes, Chaetothyriales, Herpotrichiellaceae.